UCGCAAUCAUCUAUAAAUAUGGCAGCACAAUUCGAAUUCGCGUUAGUCUUAAUUGUCGGCGUUAAAAGCGAGGACUUACAAAAACUUGACUGAAACAACACGGCUUGUAACUACAUAAGCAAUAAGAUGGCGUUGACCGAGGCUCUCUUCCUGAUUGUGGGUGCUUUGAGUGCCGUUUACAUAUGGUUCCAGCGGAGCCACAGCUACUGGCGGCGCAAGGGCAUUCCCUACAUACCGCCCACACCCAUCAUCGGCAACACAAAGGCCGCUUUCAAGCUGGAUACCUCCUUCGGGCUGCACCUGUCGGAUAUUUACAAUGAUCCCAAGAUGCAGGACGAGGCUGUGGUGGGCGUGUAUGCAAUCAAUAAGCCCGGCCUGAUCAUACGCGACCCGGAGUUGGUGAAGUCUGUCCUGGUCAAGGACUUCAAUCGGUUUCACAAUCGAUACGGCCGCUGUGAUCCCCACGGCGAUCCUCUGGGCUCAAACAAUCUAUUCUUUGUGAGGGACACACACUGGAAAGACAUCCGCAAUAAGCUGACGCCAGUUUUCACCAGUGGAAAGGUCAAGCAAAUGUAUACCCUGAUGCUAGAGAUUGCUCACGAUCUGGAGGAACAUCUGAAGAGGCAUGGCCAGAGCAAUCCCGGAAAAUACAUCACUGAAAUCAAGGAAGUCUGUGCGCAGUUCUCCACUGACAGCAUAGCCACAAUAGCCUUUGGCGUUCGGGCCAACAGUCUGCAGAACCCAAAUGCAGACUUUCGCAACCAUGGACGCAAACUGUUCACCUUCAACCUCGCCCGCGCGAAGGACUUUUUUGUGGCCUUCUUCUUGCCGAAGCUGGUGUCGCUGCUGCGUAUUCGGUUCUUCACCAAGGAAUUUUCCCACUUCAUGCGAAGCACGAUUGAGCAUGUCAUGGAGGAGCGGGAGCGCACCGGGAUCGUUCGUAAUGAUCUAAUCGAUGUCCUGGUUGGGCUACGCAAGGAAGCGGUCGCGGAGCCCACCAAGCCACACUAUGCCCACAACUUUGAUUUCCUGGUAGCACAGGCCGGUGUAUUCUUCACUGCCGGCUUCGAAACCUCUUCGUCCACCAUGUCCUUCGCCCUGUAUGAGCUGGCCAAGCAUCCGCAGCUGCAGAGCCGCUUACGCCAGGAGAUCAACGACUCUCUGGUGGAGGGUGGCGGUACUCUCUCCUACGAGAAGAUCCAAUCUCUCGAGUACUUGUCCAUGGUGGUGGACGAAGUGUUGCGCAUGUAUCCAGUGCUGCCGUUCCUUGAUCGCGAGUACAACAGCAUCCAGGGCCAGCCAGACCUCUCCCUGAAGCCCCACUAUGACUUCACGUACGAGCAAGGCACCCCGGUCUUCAUACCAGUCUAUGGAUUGCAGCACGAUCCGAAGUACUGGCCCAAUCCCGAGCAGUUCGAUCCGGAGCGCUUUUCGCCGGAGAACCGAAAAUCCAUUGUGACCAUGGCCUAUCAACCGUUCGGAUCCGGUCCACACAACUGCAUUGGCAGCCGCAUUGGUCUGCUGCAAACGAAGCUGGGACUGGUCCACAUACUCAAAAAUCAUUCGGUUAAAGUGUGCGCAGACACCAUGAAGGAAAUGAAAUUCGAUCCGAAGGGAUUCGUUCUGCAGUCCCAGUCAGGAAUCCACCUGGAGAUAGUCAACGAUCGCCUCUAUGAGGAGAGUGCAGCUAAGGCUCAGUGAAUCGCACUCCAACUACAAAUUGUUGGGUACAAAAUAAUGAAAGAUAGAGAGAGAGUGUGCCAGUCGCUAUGCGAUGAUCAGAGAGGUUAAUGUUGUUAUAUUGAUUGUACAAUAGUUCGAGCCAGAAUUGGCAGCCGCGUGAUAAAAUCGAUCUUUAGUUGUCUGUUGUAGAAAAACAAAAUUGUUAUUAUAAUAUAGUUAUCAAAUUGCA
Drosophila guanche is the source of this 1912-nucleotide messenger RNA. RefSeq names its product cytochrome P450 6g1 (gene Cyp6g1). Gene Ontology annotation, molecular function: monooxygenase activity; heme binding; oxidoreductase activity, acting on paired donors, with incorporation or reduction of molecular oxygen. The coding region runs from base 127 to 1701 and encodes 524 amino acids. Lineage: Eukaryota; Metazoa; Arthropoda; Insecta; Diptera; Drosophilidae. Gene Ontology annotation, biological process: response to DDT; insecticide catabolic process. The record is from RefSeq and is a predicted model, not a curated record. The transcript has 4 exons.